Messenger RNA from Drosophila miranda, 2394 nucleotides. Its product is annotated as nose resistant to fluoxetine protein 6-like. The record is from RefSeq and is a predicted model, not a curated record. Gene Ontology annotation, molecular function: acyltransferase activity, transferring groups other than amino-acyl groups. Bases 30 to 2153 code for a protein of 707 amino acids. Lineage: Eukaryota; Metazoa; Arthropoda; Insecta; Diptera; Drosophilidae. The transcript is spliced from 9 exons.
GAAACGCCAGCAAUCGAAAAAUUAUUAGCAUGGUGAACGUAUUAUGCAGUCUGUUGGUCUGCGGACUGGUACUCGUAAGUGCCGCACAACUGAAAGACGGAGAUGUCCUGCAAGAUUACCAGCGGCUGACGGGGCUCCGCUCACUGGGAGUCGAGUUUGCCGAACACUUUCGAAAUGCAUCGCUCACGGACUUGGAUCUAUUCCACUCCCGAAUACCCAGUCAGGACGAUCUGUUGUGUCUCGCGGACAUGGCGCAGUUCAUGCAGGCUCUCACUGCUGGAAAAUUAUGGGCCCUUAAGAUGAUCGAUGCUUGGGGCUCCAUUCCGUCGGGACUGCUGUAUGGUAACAUCGUCAAUUUUGGCAAUUUCGAUGAAUGCAUCAAGAUCAGCAAAGAGAUCACCAGUAGUCACAGCAUUAAUGGAAAGUACUGCUUUCUCAACGUGUCCUUUAGUUUUCUGCCUCAAUAUGUUUCGUUACUAACGAACCAAUUGAAGAUCGCAUCAUGCUUUCCGGCUUCGUGCUCUGCGGCAAACAUGGAUGCGCCUUUGGAACAAUUAAUGCAGAAAAUAUUAAACUCAAGCAGCAUAAACAUACAAAUUCGAGAGGCCAGCUGCCAGACAAGUGAAUCGAAACCCUGGGAUGGAAUGACCAUUUUCACAGUUGUGCUUCUCGGCUUCAUGGGUACUAUAGUGGGUCUAUGCACGCUCUACGACUACUUUCUGUGCCAGGAUCAGAGUAGUAUCCCUGUGACUGUGAAAAUUUUCUCGGCACGGGCCAGUUCUCGUGCCAUUUUCCGCAUUGUCGACAGCAAAUCGAAUCCGAAUGUGAUCAAUUGUCUUGAUGGAAUCCGCUGCAUGUCCCUGUUCUGGGUGGUUCUUGGACAUGGAGUCGGAUAUUCUGCAGGCAAUCCGAAUAUAAAUACCCUACCCACAGUGUUGUGGCUCGAAGAACCAUUUUCCAACUUUAUUCUGUACGCAUAUUUCUCGGUGGAUUCAUUUUUUUUCAUUGGUGGUCUGCUAGUUGCAAUGGUUGUCCUUCGAUCAAUGGAGAAAUCCAAGGGAAAGCUGAAUGUGCCAAUGAUGUAUCUUCACCGCUUCAUACGUAUUACCCCUAUCUUGGCAGUGGCCAUUCUUGUCUACGUGAAUCUGAUUACUGUUGUCGCCGACGGACCGCUCGGCUAUAUAGAGUACCGUGACAAAGAAGCCUGUGAAAAGGGCUGGUUCUGGACGCUGCUGUUCGUGCAGAAUUAUGCAACAAGCAAUGCUUGCCUAGGUCAUGCCUGGUACUUGGCAGUGGAUAUGCAACUAUACAUAAUCUCUCCGCUUCUGCUGAUUGCUCUGUAUAAAUGGGGCAAAAAGGCAGCUGCUGGCAUUGUAGUGCUGUUGCUUCUAGUCACGACCUGCCUCUUUGUCACGAUGAUGGUCAACAAUGAAUCAAUGCUCGCGAAGAAUGGAAAUAAAGGAGGUGAUGGUGUGGAUGUCUAUGGAUCCACACACACGCAUGCUGGUCCAUGGCUGACUGGAUUUCUCUUCGGGUACUUCUUGCACCUGAAUCGUGGAAGGAAGUUCCAGCUAAGCCGGAUUGUCGUGUGGUCUGGAUGGCUGCUUAGCCUGGCCAUGAUUUUCACCUCAAUCUUUGCCAUGUAUCCCGCAUCCAAGUUUAGGGCUCCUCCUCUCACCAUGCUCGAGGAGUCUCUCUACUACACGCUUACCCGGGUGGGCUGGCCCCUAGCGCUGUGUUGGAUCGUCUUUGCCUGCAUGCAGGGCCAUGGCGGUCUGGCAGACAGUUUCCUAUCCUCGCCAUUGUGGCAGCCUCUCUCGAGACUCUCCUAUUCCGUGUACAUCUGGCAUAUGUUCACUCUGGAAGUAAACAGCAGAAUUCUACGGACCAAUACAUAUUUUUCGAACUACAACUUUAUGCUUAGUUUCUGGUCUGUCAUUGGGAUCACUAUUUUGAUGUCGUAUGUGCUUUAUGUUAUCAUUGAGGCUCCUUUUGGCGGACUCGAUAGUCUUCUACGAACCCGGGAGCCCCAAGCUCCAAGCGAACAAAAGCAGUCGUCAGUCGAUGUCCAGCAGGAUCAGUUGAAUGACGGAAGGAAUCUGGAUGAACCUGAAGAGCCUAAGGAAGAAUCCACAACGACUGUUUCAGAAUAGUUAAAUGUAAGAUGCUAAUAGUCGUGUUUUGUCUUUUCCAUAUUUAGAUCCAGUAUGGUUUUCUUGUAUUCAAUGACUUUUCGCUGACCAGACAUGUUUAAGUUUGUUAUUAAGUUAUGACUUUGAAGCCACUUGAGAUAUUAGCUCUUACAAAUAACUAUUCGACAAGCGCUUUACUCACAAAUUCAACUAAUAAAAACAUAUAGUCUUCCAAGUAAUCUCUUCCAUUGUCUAUACUUAU